Oryza sativa Japonica Group (Japanese rice) is the source of this 2387-nucleotide messenger RNA. RefSeq lists its product as uncharacterized. Gene Ontology annotation, biological process: attachment of GPI anchor to protein. NCBI's taxonomy places the organism in Eukaryota, Viridiplantae, Streptophyta, Magnoliopsida, Poales, Poaceae. Gene Ontology annotation, cellular component: GPI-anchor transamidase complex. The record is from RefSeq and is a predicted model, not a curated record.
GAUAAACUUCUUGGGCCAGGCCUUCGAGCACGCUCCGCUCCUCCGCUGCUUGGUCACCGACCCCUCGGAACGCCGUUCAUCUGAGAAAGGAUGGCGGUCCUGGCGGAGAUCGCCGGCGACGAGUCCCCGCCGCCGCUUCCUCCUUCCGAAGGCGGCGAAGCUUCCGGAGCCCCGUCCACGUCUUCUCCCUCCGAUGCCGACGGCGGCGGCAAGCCUUCGCCGCGCACGUCGAAGCCCGGCAGGAAGCGCCUCGUCCUCACCGCCUCCGUCCUCCUCUCGUUCCUCAUCGGGCUGCCCUUGCUGCUCAAGUCCACCGAGAUCCACCGCUCGCCGCUGCCGUCCGACGCAAUCGCCGCCCUAUCCCGCCGCCUCCACUCCAACCCGCCCUCGUUCCCCUGCGGCCUCCAUGCGGUCUUCCUCCGCUCCGGCCGCGACCCCUCCGAGGCCUCCGUCGCAAAUCGCAUCGAGCGGGAAAUCUCCACCCAACUCGUCGAUCUCCCUGACGCUUCCACCGCCGGUAAAAUCUCCGUGUCAGUCACCGUUGAGUCCGCUGGUGGCUGCUCUAGUAGCAGCAAAGUCGCCUCGCCUUGGCGAUGUGGUGCUGUGACUACCGCGGACUUGGGGCGCGGCGAUGAGGUGUUUGAUGAAUUGCUUGACUCGGCAUUGGGUGAUGGAGGCGGGGAUGGGAUGAGGGUUUACACUGUUGUCUUCGUGGACAGUGACGAUUUGAAGAGAAUUGUCAUUGGGAAACACCGGCAUGCUUGGGUGGUCGGGAAGGUUGAUGAGGCUGAGGUUGUGUCCAUCAUUGGGAAGGUAUUCGUCAAGUAUUUCAUGAAUGGUGGUGUCGAGGAGGGCGAAGCAAGCACUGUGAAAAGAGAGUUCAUGCCAGUUGGAUCAGAUGGCAAUAUAGUUCUUUCAUUUAGCCUGCUGAAUGCUGAUCCAAGUGAUUGGGUGUAUGAUUGGGAGUUUGAAAAUAUUGGUCAAAGGAUGUUGACUCCUGUUAUUGAGGCGUUACGACCGAUUGCGAACAUUAAUAUAGAGAGUCAGGUUUUGUACCACACACCAAAAUCAUCCUAUUCUUAUUCUGAUGAUAAACUUGGUGGCAAUGUCCUUAGCGUGGGAGACAUUCCUUUCUUUGUUAAUUCAAAUGAGUGGCACUUGGAUACAUCCAUUUCAGCUACAGGACGAUCAAAAGUUCUUCAAUUUGUGGUAUAUAUUCCAUCAGCAAGGGAAUGCCCUUUGUACCUGCAACUUCCAGAUGGGGAGCUUUCCAAAACUAAUGCAUUUAUAUCCCCAAUGUGGGGAGGUGUUGUUAUUUGGAACCCACCUGGCUGUUCAUUUGGUUCUAAGCCACAUGGGGCCCUGGACAAAAUGUCAUCUGAGGAACUCAUGGAGACUAUUGAAAUCUUCAUAGGACAGCUAAGGCAGUUAUUUGGUCUAAAAUCAAGUUAUCACACACAGAGUAUGGAUGGUGUAACUAAGUUCAUAACUAGUCCAAAAGGGUUUGCCCAAUGGGAAUUGGAUUUAUUAUACCGGCACCAUGCAUGUUCCAAUCUUUUGUCCUGUCUCACCACCUUGGAAUCCCUUUCCAGUUUGGUCCAAUCACUCCCCAGAAUGAUUGUUAUGGAUGAAAUUGGGAGGCAGGUUGAGCUUUCUCUUGAAGCUGCAAGUUUAGCUCAAAGAAACGCAAGCCUCGGAAUAAGUGACUCUUCAGCAGUAUCUGCAACAAGAGCGAGGGCUUUGGCUGAGGAUGCAUUUUUUCAUCCAUCUGUUAUGUCUAUCAGUUAUGCUUCAAUAGAGCACUAUUUUGCGAUUUACAUGCCAUUCUUUGCGCCAGUUUCCUUGCAUGUGCUGUUGGCGGUAAUGAAAGAGCUGAAACGAUACAUGGUAGAGAGAAGGAAAUAUUCAGCAUUUCUUGCUUCCCAGGCGACAUCUUCCUGAUCUUUUGGUGAUUAUCAGCAGCCCUGUUUCAUGCCUAGUACUAUCAUCCACACCAAGUCUGAUAUAGAUGGUAGAUAAUCUGCAACGGUUCAGCCACAGCUGGGGGACGCGUCUUCUUACCAUCAAGCAACUGCUGGGCAGACAGGUAGACCAAAUGGUGUGUGCCUGUGAACUCGCAGACCAGGUGAAGAUGUGAGGGAACCCAGUUUUUGUCACAAAUACGGCGUUCUUCCAUGAAACCAGCUUGGUGAGGCCUUAACUGAUCGUCGGGUAUCAUUCACAUUUUUUGGUGAGGCCUUAACUGAUCUCUGAAACUACAGACCGCUAUCUAAAGCCAAUGCAUCUGUAAAUUGUUGUAUAAUUUGAGAGCGCUUGACAAACUCCCCGCAGACCAAUGUUGGAUUAGCAGUUAACACGAACUUUUACGGGUUUGAUGUGUGUGUUCA